AUGAUCGAGGUUGACACUUUGGUCUGCGGCGGAGGCAUGUCCGGCAUGGCAUGCGCUUCAUUCGCCGCAGACGCAGGACUCAAAACACUCGUGGUAGAGAAACAGGCAGAAAUCGGUGGAUCUUCUAGUCUUUCCGCGGGCAUGUUCUGGGCGCCACACACUUACGAGAAACUACGCGCUUGGGUGCCCGAAGGUGAUCCAAUUCUUCAACAAGCCUGGUUGGAUGAGUAUCUCCCAGCGGUUCAAUGGAUGCGAGAAAAUGGGAUACCGACGGCAGAAAGAUUUGAUGGUAUUAUGACGAUAGGCAUUGGGUUUCCCAUCAAGAUCCCUCAGCUUCAUGAGUAUCAUCGAAAGCGCAUCGAAGAGAGUAAAAGUGGCUCCGAAGUUUGGACCAACACUUCUGUGGUGAAGUUAAUCCAAGAAGAACCCGGAGUGUCUGGAUCGCGGAUCACCGGUGCUAUCGUUCAUCGACAAAUCCCUGGAUCACCCUCUAAAUACUACGAGGUGAAAUCCAAGGUGGUAGUCAUGGCUACAGGCGGUUUCCAAGGGUCGCCACAAAUGACAGCUUCGUAUCUCGGACAAGGUGGAGACAAUAUUUUUGUGCGUUCUAACCCAGGGUCUGUGGGUGAUGGUCUCAGCUUGGCCUCAAGAGUUGGAGCUGGAACCAGCAGAGGGAUGAACACAUACUAUGGCCAUCUCUUAGCAGCUCCUGUGCGAGCGCAGGACGUAAACCCGAAGGACUACCUCCCGCUGGCUCAAUACCAAAGCAAAUUUUGCUUGUUGCUCAACGAGGCGGGUCGACGAUUCGCAGAUGAAACAACCGGCGAUGAGAUCGUUAAUCAAUAUUUGGCAAAACAGGAGAGGCGCCGGGGCUUUCUACUUUUCAAUGAGAAGACUCGCCUUCAGCACUGCGUUGGCGCCCCAUUUCCCAAUGCGGGAUCUAUUGAUCGCUUGCAAAAAGCUCGUGAUUACGGAUGUAAUGUUGGAACUUCCAAUACUAUCCAAGGGUUAAUGGAGGUUCUAUCUCAGUGGGGAGUUGACCCCGUUCAAUCUGAAAAGACGGUCCAGCAGUACAACCAGGUUGUGCGCCUAGGCAAUUCAAAAAUCGCUCUUGAUGCUCCCGUCGGACGUGGCGGUACUCCUCCUGUGCCUCUCGUUGACGGUGAAGGGCCAUUUUACGUGAUGGAAGUCCAGCCAUCGAUAACAUUCACCUAUGGCGGGAUCUCAAUCGACAAGCAAGGGCAUGCCUUGACACCAGACAAAAUUGCAAUUCCAGGAUUGUUAGUUGCUGGUGUUGAUGCUGGUGGGUUUAGUAACCUCGGAUACGCAGGUGGCCUUGCCCUUGCAUUUGUGACAGGUCUGUGGGCUGCUAGAGCGGUUUCACGACAGCUAGGGUUACCAGAGCCUCGCCUACCAGCGGCUGAUGCGAAGGAUGCAACGCCGAUGAAAGGUCGGUUGUGA
Messenger RNA from Penicillium angulare, 1461 nucleotides. Its product is annotated as FAD-dependent oxidoreductase. The record is from RefSeq and is a predicted model, not a curated record. Bases 1 to 1461 code for a protein of 486 amino acids. The transcript is spliced from 5 exons. NCBI's taxonomy places the organism in Eukaryota, Fungi, Ascomycota, Eurotiomycetes, Eurotiales, Aspergillaceae.